Rasamsonia emersonii CBS 393.64 is the source of this 2391-nucleotide messenger RNA. Its product is annotated as Xylan 1,4-beta-xylosidase. Gene Ontology annotation, cellular component: plant-type cell wall. Gene Ontology annotation, molecular function: xylan 1,4-beta-xylosidase activity; alpha-L-arabinofuranosidase activity. Gene Ontology annotation, biological process: xylan catabolic process; arabinan catabolic process. The record is from RefSeq and is a predicted model, not a curated record. The transcript has a single exon. Bases 1 to 2391 code for a protein of 796 amino acids. Lineage: Eukaryota; Fungi; Ascomycota; Eurotiomycetes; Eurotiales; Trichocomaceae.
AUGGUGACUCGCGCGGCGAUUCUCACCGCAGUGGCGGCGCUCCUGCCCACCGCGACAUGGGCACAGGAUAACCAAACCUAUGCCAAUUACUCGUCGCAGUCUCAGCCGGACCUGUUUCCCCGGACCGUCGCGACCAUCGACCUGUCCUUCCCCGACUGUGAGAAUGGCCCGCUCAGCACGAACCUGGUGUGCAACAAAUCGGCCGAUCCCUGGGCCCGAGCUGAGGCCCUCAUCUCGCUCUUUACCCUCGAAGAGCUGAUUAACAACACCCAGAACACCGCUCCUGGCGUGCCCCGUUUGGGUCUGCCCCAGUAUCAGGUGUGGAAUGAAGCUCUGCACGGACUGGACCGCGCCAAUUUCUCCCAUUCGGGCGAAUACAGCUGGGCCACGUCCUUCCCCAUGCCCAUCCUGUCGAUGGCGUCCUUCAACCGGACCCUCAUCAACCAGAUUGCCUCCAUCAUUGCAACGCAAGCCCGUGCCUUCAACAACGCCGGCCGUUACGGCCUUGACAGCUAUGCGCCCAACAUCAAUGGCUUCCGCAGUCCCCUCUGGGGCCGUGGACAGGAGACGCCUGGUGAGGAUGCGUUCUUCUUGAGUUCCACCUAUGCGUACGAGUACAUCACAGGCCUGCAGGGCGGUGUCGACCCAGAGCAUGUCAAGAUCGUCGCGACGGCGAAGCACUUCGCCGGCUAUGAUCUGGAGAACUGGGGCAACGUCUCUCGGCUGGGGUUCAAUGCUAUCAUCACGCAGCAGGAUCUCUCCGAGUACUACACCCCUCAGUUCCUGGCGUCUGCUCGAUACGCCAAGACGCGCAGCAUCAUGUGCUCCUACAAUGCAGUGAAUGGAGUCCCAAGCUGUGCCAACUCCUUCUUCCUCCAGACGCUUCUCCGAGAAAACUUUGACUUCGUUGACGACGGGUACGUCUCGUCGGAUUGCGACGCCGUCUACAACGUCUUCAACCCACACGGUUACGCCCUUAACCAGUCGGGAGCCGCUGCGGACUCGCUCCUAGCAGGUACCGAUAUCGACUGUGGUCAGACCUUGCCGUGGCACCUGAAUGAGUCCUUCGUAGAAGGAUACGUCUCCCGCGGUGAUAUCGAGAAAUCCCUCACCCGUCUCUACUCAAACCUGGUGCGUCUCGGCUACUUUGACGGCAACAACAGCGAGUACCGCAACCUCAACUGGAACGACGUCGUGACUACGGACGCCUGGAACAUCUCGUACGAGGCCGCGGUGGAAGGUAUCACCCUGCUCAAGAACGACGGAACGCUGCCGCUGUCCAAGAAGGUCCGCAGCAUUGCGCUCAUCGGUCCUUGGGCCAAUGCCACGGUGCAGAUGCAGGGUAACUACUAUGGAACGCCACCGUAUCUGAUCAGUCCGCUGGAAGCCGCCAAGGCCAGUGGGUUCACGGUCAACUAUGCAUUCGGUACCAACAUCUCGACCGAUUCUACCCAGUGGUUCGCGGAAGCCAUCGCGGCGGCGAAGAAGUCGGACGUGAUCAUCUACGCCGGUGGUAUUGACAACACGAUCGAGGCAGAGGGACAGGACCGCACGGAUCUCAAGUGGCCGGGGAACCAGCUGGAUCUGAUCGAGCAGCUCAGCCAGGUGGGCAAGCCCUUGGUCGUCCUGCAGAUGGGCGGUGGCCAGGUGGAUUCGUCGUCACUCAAGGCCAACAAGAAUGUCAACGCUCUGGUGUGGGGUGGCUAUCCCGGACAGUCGGGUGGUGCGGCCCUGUUUGACAUCCUUACGGGCAAGCGUGCGCCGGCCGGUCGUCUGGUGAGCACGCAGUACCCGGCCGAGUAUGCGACGCAGUUCCCGGCCAACGACAUGAACCUGCGUCCGAACGGCAGCAACCCGGGACAGACAUACAUCUGGUACACGGGCACGCCCGUGUAUGAGUUCGGCCACGGUCUGUUCUACACGGAGUUCCAGGAGUCGGCUGCGGCGGGCACGAACAAGACGUCGACUUUCGACAUUCUGGACCUUUUCUCCACCCCUCAUCCGGGAUACGAGUACAUCGAGCAGGUUCCGUUCAUCAACGUGACUGUGGACGUGAAGAACGUCGGCCACACGCCAUCGCCGUACACGGGUCUGUUGUUCGCGAACACGACAGCCGGGCCCAAGCCGUACCCGAACAAAUGGCUCGUCGGGUUCGACCGGCUGCCGACGAUCCAGCCGGGCGAGACUGCCAAGUUGACGAUCCCGGUGCCGUUGGGCGCGAUUGCGCGGGCGGACGAGAACGGCAACAAGGUGGUCUUCCCGGGCAACUACGAAUUGGCACUGAACAAUGAGCGAUCGGUAGUGGUGUCGUUCACGCUGACGGGCGAUGCGGCGACUCUAGAGAAAUGGCCUUUGUGGGAGCAGGCGGUGCCGGGGGUGACCCAGCAGUAG